Sesamum indicum (sesame) is the source of this 1453-nucleotide messenger RNA. Lineage: Eukaryota; Viridiplantae; Streptophyta; Magnoliopsida; Lamiales; Pedaliaceae. The record is from RefSeq and is a predicted model, not a curated record.
GUGUUUUUUCAAUUGAUUUUUCAUGAAAACAAAAGUAAUGGUUAAAAGAAAAGAAAGCGUUCACCGCUGUGACCAUUUUCUUAUCCAUAGUGGGGGCAAUCAUGGUGGUGCUGCCUCGCGUGACGAACGCCCUGCCGCACGUGCGGGCCCAUGCACUCUCAACUGCCACUGCCACUGCCAGCUAUUACUUCAAUUUAAAACCCAAGGCCAAGAGCACCGACUCCACAACCACUCCAGGAUCCCUCGCAUCAGCUGAUUCCAGGAUGGAAUAUUCCGACGACGCCGCGAAAAUUCGCUCCGAGUUUCUGCAACUCCUACGCAAUCGUAGAACUGCUCAAGUUCCUCUUUCUGUUGAACCUGCGCAACCUGUACGAGAUCCAUUAUAUCAAGAAACGCCUAAGCCAACCUUCAGUGAGGCAAUGGAGUCUUGUCCGAAGAAAGAGAUUCCAAAUUUUAAGGAACGUCUUCAAGAGGAGAACUUUUACCUGACAACUGAGGCAGGGGAGCAAGGGCGCUUGCCUGUUCUGCUAUUGAAAUUGAAAGAAAACAAUCUGAAGAGAAGGCCCGUAAUUGUUUUCUUGCAUAGUACGCAUAAAUGUAAAGAGUGGUUGCGGCCUUUACUUGAGGCAUAUGCUUCAAGGGGUUAUAUUGCUGUAGCAAUUGAUUCUCGCUACCAUGGAGAGCGUGCAAGAAACUUGACAACUUACCGAGAUGCUCUGGUGUCAUCGUGGAAAAAAGGCGAUACGAUGCCUUUCAUAUUUGACACGGUUUGGGACUUAAUAAAAUUGGCGGAUCAUCUUACACAAAGGGAGGAUGUGGAUCCUUCAAGGAUAGGAAUUACCGGCGAAUCACUUGGAGGAUACUCCGCAUGGUUUGGUGCUGCUGCUGAUACUCGCUAUUCGGUGGCUGCGCCUAUAAUUGGUGUUCAGGGGUUUAAAUGGGCUAUUGAACAUGACAAGUGGCAAGCUCGGGUUGACAGCAUUAAGGCUGUAUUUGAAGAAGCAAGAAUUGAUCUUGGAAAAAGUGCAAUCGAUAAAGAAGUGGUGGAGAAGGUGUGGGACAGGAUAGCUCCUGGUUUGGCUUCUCACUUUGAUUCACCUUACACAGUUCCUGCUAUUGCCCCACGUCCUCUGCUCAUUUUGAAUGGCAAAGAAGACCCUCGUUGCCCCUUGGGUGGAUUGGAACAUCCAGAAUCAAGAGCAAGUAAGGCUUAUGAAAAAGCCGUUUCGAUUGAAAACUUUAAGCUGGUAGCCCAACCGGGGAUUGGACAUCAGAUGACACCUUUGAUGGUUAAACAAGCCAGUGACUGGUUUGAUCAACACCUUGCCCCAUGAGGGUAACAUUCAUCGAUAAACAAUGCAUUUCUGUGUACUACCAAAUCAUGCUCUAAAACUUAAACUGCAUGCUACUGUAAAUUUUACUCUUUGGAAAGGAAUAAAGAUUAUCCAUCAAA